This is a messenger RNA of Coniophora puteana RWD-64-598 SS2, 1390 nucleotides long. RefSeq lists its product as uncharacterized. NCBI's taxonomy places the organism in Eukaryota, Fungi, Basidiomycota, Agaricomycetes, Boletales, Coniophoraceae. The transcript has 5 exons. The record is from RefSeq and is a predicted model, not a curated record. Gene Ontology annotation, cellular component: U2 snRNP; catalytic step 2 spliceosome; precatalytic spliceosome. The coding region runs from base 117 to 1082 and encodes 321 amino acids. Gene Ontology annotation, biological process: mRNA splicing, via spliceosome. Gene Ontology annotation, molecular function: RNA binding.
GGUGUAUGCAGGGGUGACCGGUGACCGUUGUGUGCUAGAUAAUCGCGGCGAGAUUUUUGAGUUUAGCGGCGCAUCAGUCCGUGGGAACCCAGACUCGCUGUCCCUCAUUGUCAACCAUGAAUGUUGUACGCGAAAUAAAUAGAAUAAAUGAACAGGAGCUGAAACUGGGUGUAAGUGGCUCAUGGCACGACGAGUACAAAGACUCUGCAUACAUCUAUGUUGGCGGUCUUCACUUUGACUUGACAGAGGGAGACGUCAUCACCAUAUUCUCUCAAUAUGGCGAGGUCAUGGAUGUGAACCUGCCUCGCGACAAACACACCGGAAAGACGAAAGGUUUCGGCUUUUUGAUGUACGAAGAUCAGCGUUCCACAAUUUUAGCUGUGGACAAUCUUAACGGCGCCAACGUUCUGGACAAGACGCUUCGUGUGGACCACGUCAAGGAUUACAAGCAACCUAAGGAGAAAGGCGAUGAUGGAGAAUGGCAUGAACGAGAUGAGCAGAGCAUGAACGCGAAACCUGAGAUAACCAUGGAAGAUGGCCCUGCUUCAGACUCUGACGCGUCUUCCACACACUCCAUCGAUCCAGAGGAUCCCAUGCGAGACUUCCUCAUCGCCCAACGACGAGAAGAGAAGGCGAAGAAGGCGAAGAAGACAAAGUCUAAAGACAAGCACAAGGACGAAACACCAGAGGAGCGUCGGGCACGUAAGGAGCGCAAGCGCGAAAAGAAGGCCAGGAAGGAGAAGAACAAGUCUCAGGGCAUCAAGGGCGUAGAGGACCUCCUCAAGUCGCUUGGGUCUGGUCCAUUUGGCGACCACGACCGUACCCGGUCCCCCGACAGCGACGGACGUAGAGGCGGCCGCGACAGGUCUCCACGCCCUCGGUCGCGAAGUCGGCCACCGCCCUCUGGGAGGAGCGCGCGUUCUCGAAGCCGGACACCCGUUGGCCGCCAUGCCGAUAAACGCAUGCGAAGUCCCACCUCGGAACGCUCUAGAGACCGCGAGUAUUCUGGGCGACGCUACAACCGUGAGGAGCCACGACGCGGCGGUUCUGACUACGACUACCACAAGACCAGGAGAGAUUAAACCUCGACUGCUAGUUCAUCCUGCGGAUUUGUUGUUUGACUUGUUGGUACCGUGUUCCGCUCCUUCAAAUAAUUGUCCCGACACUACGAUGCCGAAGAAGCAUGAUCUAUUCUUUAUAGUUGACCCGCGACACUUGUCCGGAUGGAGUCUUUUCUCAACAUAAUACAGACGCCUCCUUUUGCGAGGCUAUCACAGCUUUUCACUUGAUGCCCGAAACUACAUAAAUCCAUCCUGACAGGUGUGGGAGGUCAACUUCUUCGACUUCAUUGCUUGCCUCCAAGGUACUUACCAGAAGACCCUAGAGCAAU